GAGGCGUGUAAAAGCGGGACGGCGGGGCCGGGGAGCAGCGAGCGAGCGAGCGACCACAGCCGGGGCUGUGCUGCGGAGCAGGUUGCACUGGUUGCAGGGAUCAUUGCACAAACGAGCAAAACGUCGUCCGAAAUGGCAGCCGAGGGGGAUAAAAUGAUGGCAGGAAGGUUUGUUGGAAGCACAGAUCCAGUCAUGGAGAUGCUCAGCUCUUCAAUUACCUUUGAUCAGAGACUGUCUGAGGUUGAUAUCCAGGGGAGCAUGGCUUAUGCCAAAGCCUUGGAGAAGGCUGGGAUCCUAUCUAAAACUGAGCUGGAGAAGAUCCUGAGUGGCCUGGAAAAGAUCUCUGAGGAGUGGUCUAAAGGAGUCUUUGUGGUGACCCAAAGUGAUGAGGACAUCCACACCGCCAAUGAACGCAGACUAAAGGAGCUGAUUGGAGAUGUAGCUGGAAAGCUGCACACUGGCAGAAGCAGGAAUGAUCAGGUUGUGACUGACCUGAAGCUCUUCAUGAAGAAUUCCCUCUCUAUCAUCUCCACUCACCUCCUGCAGCUCAUUAAGACCCUGGUGGAACGUGCUGCCAUAGAAAUUGAUGUUAUCCUGCCUGGCUACACCCACCUGCAGAAAGCUCAGCCCAUCAGAUGGAGCCAGUUCUUGCUCAGCCAUGCUGUGGCUCUGACCCGGGAUUCUGAGCGCAUGAUAGAGAUAAAGAAGAGGAUCAAUGUCUUGCCUUUGGGAAGUGGUGCUCUGGCUGGCAACCCACUGGAAAUUGACAGGGAGCUGCUGCGCAGUGAGCUGGACUUUGCUUCCAUCAGCCUGAACAGCAUGGAUGCUGUUAGUGAGAGAGACUUUGUGGUGGAAUUUCUCUCUGUGGCCACCCUGCUGAUGAUCCACCUUAGCAAGAUGGCUGAAGAUCUCAUCAUCUACAGCACCAGUGAGUUUGGAUUUGUAACCCUCUCGGAUACCUACUGCUCUGGCAGCAGUGUGAUGCCUCAGAAGAAGAACCCUGACAGCCUGGAGCUGAUCCGUAGCAAGGCUGGACGAGUGUUUGGACGGUUGGCUGCUAUUCUCAUGGUUCUCAAAGGACUGCCAAGCACCUACAACAAGGAUCUGCAGGAGGACAAGGAGGCUGUCUUUGAUGUUGUAGACACCCUGAAUAUUGUGCUCCAGGUUGCUACUGGAAUGAUUUCUACCCUCCAGAUUAACAAGGAGAACAUGGAGAAGGCACUGACCCCUGAGAUACUGUCUUCUGACCUGGCUCUCUACUUGGUUCAUAAAGGAAUGCCAUUCAGACAAGCCCACGUUGCCUCUGGCAAGGCCGUCCACCUCGCCGAGACUAAAGGCAUCCCCAUCAACACUCUCAGCCUGGAUGACCUGAAGAGCAUCAGCCCCCUGAUCGGCAGCGACGUCUCCCAGGUCUUCAACGUUGUCAACAGCGUGGAGCAGUACACAGCCAUGGGGGGCACUGCCAAGAGCAGCGUGUCCACCCAGAUUGAGCAGCUGAGGGAGAUACUGAAGAGGCUGAAGGAGCAAGCUUAGAGUGUGGGGAGAGAUCCCGUGGAUGCAGCAUUGUGCCUGUUGCACUGAUCUGGAGUCAAUAAACACUGGGGUGUCUGUUGUUCACUGAA
Messenger RNA from Pogoniulus pusillus (Red-fronted tinkerbird), 1622 nucleotides. Its product is annotated as argininosuccinate lyase. The record is from RefSeq and is a predicted model, not a curated record. The transcript is spliced from 17 exons. Bases 133 to 1533 code for a protein of 466 amino acids. Gene Ontology annotation, molecular function: argininosuccinate lyase activity. Lineage: Eukaryota; Metazoa; Chordata; Aves; Piciformes; Lybiidae. Gene Ontology annotation, cellular component: cytosol.